AUGCAAACAUCUGCUCAGGACCAUGCUGAUCAAGGUAAGCCAAGAGCUGCCGGCGAGAGUACAAGAGCGCAGGGCCUUGCGGAUUACCCGGUUUUCUCGCUGCUCCACGAUUCGCUGUUAGCAGCGCAGCACUUGUCACAGCAUCCACAGCAUCCGCAACAACCACGCCCGCCGCAGCCGAAUGCGCAACCUCAUCAUCUGCAGCCCCCCGCUACAAGCCCGCGAGACCAGAACAACAUUGACCCUGCGAUCUCCGGGGGCGCAAUGCUUCCCCCAUCGCAACCACCGACGCAGCCAGGACCACCCGUUGAGGACGAGUCACCGAAAACAUAUGGGAAGCGACCGUUAUCUACAUCGAAGCGCGCCGCUCAAAAUCGUGCUGCACAAAGAGCUUUCCGUCAGCGCAAAGAGAGCUACAUCCGCAAACUGGAGGAACAAGUAAAGGAAUACGAAGUGAUGUCGCAGGAGUUCAAAGCCCUCCAGGCUGAAAACUACCAGCUACGUGAAUAUGUCAUCAACCUGCAGUCCCGGCUGCUGGAUUCGCAGGGGGAAGUUCCCGAGCUUCCAGGGAACAUCGAUCUCAACCAACCCCGGGCCGAGAUUUCUGUACCACAACCGGCCACUAGACCUGGCCAGGGUGUCUCGGCCCCUCCGCAAGGUUCCCCGCAGUCGCAGGUCUCCAUAGCGAACGACGAUAUGAACUCACUGAACCGCAUCGCGGAAGCCGGCCUUGGGAUGCGCAAACACCCAAACGAAGAAGCUUUUUUGAACAACAACUUCCAGGCGCGUCGUGGCCGGGGUGACGAGGCCGCCGAUUCAUCGGAUACGAAGACAGAGCCGCAGACUCAUGGGUUACCAAUGGUGUCAUGA
Molecule: messenger RNA, 870 nt
Organism: Aspergillus mulundensis
Lineage: Eukaryota; Fungi; Ascomycota; Eurotiomycetes; Eurotiales; Aspergillaceae
Product: putative transcription factor kapC
Exons: 4
Coding region: 1-870 (289 amino acids)
Cellular component (GO): RNA polymerase II transcription regulator complex
Molecular function (GO): transcription cis-regulatory region binding; DNA-binding transcription activator activity, RNA polymerase II-specific
Source: RefSeq, a predicted model, not a curated record